This is a messenger RNA of Cuscuta campestris, 1029 nucleotides long. Lineage: Eukaryota; Viridiplantae; Streptophyta; Magnoliopsida; Solanales; Convolvulaceae. The record is from the annotation of a GenBank genome assembly.
GUCAUAGAAAUAAAAGAAGAGCCUAGUCAACAACCAUUACAGCCUGCAUCGCCAUGGUCAACGGUUGAUAAUUAUGGUGAUGAAGACCCUCUUUACCAGGUCAUUUUUCUUCUCUUAAAAAUCUAUAUAUGUGUGUAUGUGUAUAUGUGUGUCUUCACUCUUCAUCAUCAUUACACUUUGAAGCUCAAAAGAUUGUGUUCUGUCAUCUUGACGAAUUUGCCCUCGCAAGAAUGGGUCGUCCGAACGUGCCAAGGUUUGGGAACUGGGAGAAUGAGAUUCAGCCCUACACGGUCUGCUUCGACCAAGCGAGGAAAUAUAAAGGUGGGAAGGCUAUAAACCCGAACGAUCCCCAAGAUUUUCCAGGGAUGUCUCAGAACGUGGUCCCCUCUUCUGCUAAGCCAGGGGAUCAGCUGAGGCGCAGUGGAGGCGUUCCCGCCAUGAAUGAUACUCCAGGCCGCCGUUCAAACUCUACCACCAGCGCGGGCCAUGAAUCCAGCUUUGGGAAGUUACCCAGGAGGGAAAAGGUGGCAUCCGGAAGAUCCCAUGACAGCAGCCAUGGGAGAACCUGGCUAAAGCCUCUUCCGGAUCAAAGUCCAGAAGCAGCAGCUGCAAUUCCAAGAUUUGGGGAGUGGGACAGGAACCCUCAAUCAGCAGAAAACUACACCGAGAUUUUCGAAAAAGCGGGAAAGAAAAUGCAGCAAGAAUCAGCUGAUAGGCCAUCAUACAAAGCUCAGAAACAAGUAGAAGAAGCUUCUCAGAAAUGUUGCUUUCCCUGGUGAUAUCAAAGAUGAAGCUUUCUUAGGUUUCAUCUUGAUCCAAUUCAUGAUUACAUCACUGGUUGUUUUGCAGAAUGGGCAGGUUUCUGCUUCAAUUUAUAUAUUUGUAUUUUUCUGAUAUAUAAGGGGUAUUUGUCGUGCAGAUGAACCAUAUUUUUGUGAGCUUUUUUCUUCAUUGAGUUCUUCUAUUAUGGACCUAAGAUCUACUGUGGUCCUUCUCACAUAAGCAAAUUAAUAAAAUUUUAAAUAAAAA